Messenger RNA from Coniophora puteana RWD-64-598 SS2, 2087 nucleotides. RefSeq lists its product as uncharacterized. Bases 10 to 1014 code for a protein of 334 amino acids. The transcript has a single exon. NCBI's taxonomy places the organism in Eukaryota, Fungi, Basidiomycota, Agaricomycetes, Boletales, Coniophoraceae. The record is from RefSeq and is a predicted model, not a curated record.
GUCCCUCCCAUGCCCAACCCUUCUGCGGGCAGCGCGAAUCCAGCGGCAUCCCUCUCUUCGCUCUGGGGCUAUAUCCUCCCGGCUUUGAACCAUAUCGUCCGCUCGCCAACCAACAGUACGGAUAAGGCUCCAGCUAUUGACAUCUCCUAUCAUAUGGGGAUUCACACCGCCACUUACAACUACUUCACUACCCAGUCCGACUCUUGCAACCCCCGUUCCCCCAUCCCGGACAAGGAGAUUCCCAGCGGUACAGAUCUCUACGAGCACAUCGACCGAUACUACGCCGGGGUCGCCCGCGAGCUUCUCCUUGGCGCACCCGAAGAGGACAGCGCUGACCUGAUUCACUACCUCCUUCCUUGCUUCCAACGCUACGCCGUCGGUGCCAACUCGGUCAACCGCUUGCUCAACUACGUGAACCGUCACUACGUCAAGCGCGCCGUUGACGAGGACCGCGGCUGGCUCACCCUCGGCGACAUCUUUGACGCUGUCUCCAAGAACAUUGAGGCUGGCGACACACGCCAGAAGAUUGCCCAGAAGCUACGUGAGCGCCGCACCGAGGAACUCGCGAAGUGGGGGACUAUCGCUGGGCCGCCUGACCAUCGCGAACAGGCGGAGCGGCUAGCGUCGGCGGAGACGUGUGCAGAGGCGGCGAGCUCGCUGGACCGCGUUGUCCCGCUGUAUGCGCUCGCGCUGCGCAGAUUCAGGACGGAGUUCAUGGAGCCUCUGCUGGCGGUGCCCAAGAUCAAGUCGAAGAAGAAACGCGGUGCAGGGGCAGCGGUGCAGGCUCUCCCGUCUACAAACGGCUCUGGUCCUCCCAACUUGCCAAAAGGGCGGCUGUCUCGGGCCUAUAAGGAUCUCCAGGACUCUGAAGACAUUGGUCCGGAAGAGAAGAGAAGGCUAACGGGAGACCUCGCGCAGUUGCUCCGGGCGGUGGGCGUCCGCCAUGGGCAUCCGGUGCGAAAACGGCUGGACAAGUAUCUCAUCAACGGGCCGUCUUCGCAUCCUACGACCUAGCCCUUUAGACACUAGACAUUGCUUUUGCGCUGCUUGCGGACUUUUUUAUUUGCUGUGUUAUUUCCCAUUUUCUUGGACACAUAACGGACAUUCGUGUCACGUUAGGUACUGGUAUUAUGCGUUAAAAUGCUAAGUAUUGACUACGGUUCCGUACUUUCUCCUCGUCCCCUCCCGAGUCCUAUGAGUCUGGCUUAUGCGUGUCAUUGCUUGACGGUGCUUGACCCAUGUUCUGCAAGAGCGAGUCCAUGUCGAAGUUGUUCAUGUCGGCCCCAUGCUGGUUCAUUUGGUUCAUGAAGAAGUCAGGGCUUAGGCCAGAGAAGUCCAGGUUGGAGAAAUCCAUGCUAGAGUGGUUGGGUGCCUGGCCACCUUCUGUGUUCCCAAGCCCUUCGAGGAAUGCACCUGGCGAGGGUGCUGGGUGGGAUUGGCCGUCGCCCGACACAGGCUGGCCUCCAUCGUGUGGGAUAUGAAGGGAAUCCAGCGAAUUGCCGCCUUGGCCGCUGGCAUCCACGGCGGAAAGCGCAUCCAUGAGGCCCAUGUCCAGGUCCUUGGUGUCAUUAGAACCCCCGGCAGCAGGAAGUGCCAUAGGUCCUUCUGUCACGUCGGGGGAGAACAAGUUGUCACCGCCUUGAGCGUCGGUGGAUUCGUCCCCGAACAGAUCCGUCAUGUUGGACAUCUCGAUGUCGAUGUUAUCGAGGUCCAGUUCGAUGGGCUUGUCCGCAGUAGUGCCGAGAGACAAGUCGACGUCGUCGGGCAUGUUCACGGGGGAGCUGGUGAGGUCGAUGUCGAUAUGUCGCUGAUGUUCUGACUGGUUCGCGGCGUUGGCGAAGGCAGCCAUGAGAUCUAUCUCCGCUGUCGAUGUGAGUCUUGCCGACUUGGGUGCGAGCGCGACGGGGGACGCGAGGCCGCUCUUGGCGAAGUUGGUGGCGUCGUCGGGGUUCAUACGGGCUGCGGACAAGUCGAGUUUGAGAGGUAGUGGUGGGCGCUGGAGGGAGGAGAGGGAGAUGUUAGACUGGCGCCGUGCGGGGGCGCUUGAAGGAAGCGCAGUGGACGAUGUGGGUGACUGGUCACGUCCG